AAUCAACUGCUGAAAAACUCGGAGUCGAGCUCUGACAAUGGCGGAUUCAGUUGCUCCUCAGGAACCCACAGAUUCGAAUCCCCAACCAGAAAGCAAAUCAAUUGACCCGCCCGUCCCCUCUUCCGGACCUACGCCUGUCCCGCAGCCGUUCACAUCUGCGCCGUCCAUUCAGCCGCCAAGCGCUAACCCUAGCACUCCCCCGCCGCCAUCUCUGAUCCCUCCGCCAUCGAUUCAGCCUUUCCCCGCCCCGUCUUUCAGACCUGCGACGCAGCCCGCUCCCGUACCUGGGACCACUCCUCAAUUCUCCCCCAUCCCUAACCCUGGCUUGCAGCAAGCUCAGACCUUUCAGGCGCCUGGGGUUCCACCCCCCGGAGUCAGCUCUGUGUCACCGGUGAUGAUGGCACCUCCUUCAGUUGCUCCGGCUUCCGGCGCCGGAGUAGUUCCGAUGGGAUAUGUUCAGUCUCCUUAUGGUCUUCCAGGGCAACCGGUGAGACCAUAUGCUCCAUUGCCGAAUGGUUAUCUAGCCGUGCCACAACCUGGCACGACUCCUCCAGGUGGGUUUCAAUCUUCUUACUGAUGCGUUCUGCUUUAGAUUCAUCUUUCAUUUGUUGGGUGAUUUAAAGGUAUGUGCAUGUGAUACUUAUUAAUGGGAAGAAAAAAAUAUGAUUCUUUUAUCAACAUGGGUCAAAGAUCACAAUCUUCUUACUUCAGACUACUAGAACACAAUCUUUGCCUUAUAAUGACCUUGUGUGCUUCAAGAGAAUAUGUGUUAUGGCGUGUACAAACAAAAUAGUAUGGUUGAUGAGGAAUCACGCGUAAGACAUGUGUUGGUUGGGUACUUUGAUUGGGGGCCUCAAUGACAGGAUGUUUUCUCCUACAGUGUUUGUGGAUUGGUUGGGUGAUAGGAGUCAGGUGGCUUCUUCAUAUUGCAGUUCUUUAGAGACUACCCAACUUCUAAAUUUUUGGUAUGCAAACAACUGCUUAGCUUCCUUUUAAGUUGCAUGAAGCUUCAUAGGAACUAAAGAAUAACAACUCACUACCCACUUUUUACAAAUAUAAUUUCCCACUAUUUGUAACGUUAUUGUGCAUUGUUAAUUAGUAGGCUUAAUUUUAGUUGUAACGUUUCUUCCCCUUUGGUGGGAUAUUGAUUCUUGAUAUGCCGACAGAGGACCUUGUUAACAACUGACUGCUCAUUGCCUUUUUAUUCAUACCCCCAAGGUAUCACAAUUCUUUCAAUUUUUUGCAUACAUAAAAGUAUUUCUUCCGUUACACUGUACACAAAGUUGAUAAUCCCUGUGAUAUAUUCCAUAUCAAAAUAAAUAUUCACUGCAUCAGUGGAAGUGAGAGUGAGACACUGGAAGUCAGCGUCUCAUCUUACUAUUAUCGAACACUCACUGUGCAUGCAUGGGAUUUUGGAUAGUUUUGAAACACUACUAUCAAGUAUAAGCAUCAGGUAAGUCCAGCUAACACAUUCAUGUUUUAUAAGUUCGACAUUAUUGUCUUGAUGUUUGUUCAGGUUAUUUGUUGUUCAGCUGAUGAGUGUUGUCAUGCCUAUGGGUGCCAUCUCUUAUUGCUUGUAAUGUUUGGUAAAAUUAUUUGUUUAUUUGUGAAAAAUUAUAAUGCCCAUUAAUUAGCUUGCCCAAACUAUGAUAAAUACGAGCAUGCACUGAUAAAUUUGCAUAGAAUUGUUUGUUGGUUUUUGCAGGAAUGCUUCGGUAUCCCUCUCUCUAUAGGCCAGUAUAUCCUCCUCGGCCACCAGUUGGUGUAGGUGUUAUUCCUCCCUUGAUGCGCCCUCCGGUUCCUGUUGUCCGGGGCCCUGUUGUACCUCCUGCCAUUAGGCCAGUCCCCUCGCCAAUAAUUGCCCAAACAGAUAAACCUCAAACAACAGUCUAUGUUGGAAAGAUUUCUUCAGCUGUAGAAAAUGAUUUCAUGCUUUCUCUAUUGCAGCUCUGUGGGCCUGUGAAGAGUUGGAAACGUGCUCAAGACCCAACAAAUGGAUUGUUAAAAGGUUUUGGUUUUUGCGAAUUUGAGUCAGCAGAAGGAGUUCUUCGUGCAUUGCGGCUGCUUAGCAAAUUAAAACUUGAUGGGCAAGAGUUGAUGCUAAAUGUCAAUCAAGCAACUAGAGGAUAUCUUGAACAUUAUGUUCAAAAGAAAAUGGAAAGCUCAACUAAACCCAAAGCUGAUGAUGCUGGAGGGGCUGACAACAUGGAAGAAAAUGCAUCAGAUGCUAAAACGAAUGAAGCUGCAAAGAGUGGCUCUGAAGACGUUGAACCUGCUUCACAAGAUCCUAAGCAGGAUAAAGAGAGGGAAAAUAAAGAAAACCCUGAUACAAACAGCUUUGGGCUCGUCACUGAUGAAGAUAGGCAAGCUGACCAGGAGGCCUUGGAAAAGCUCACAGAUAUGAUAAGUGAAAGGAUUAAGAAUAAACCAUUGCCACCACCACCUCCACCGCCUCAGGUAUUAUCCACAGAUGCUAGUGGUAACUCUAAUGUGGAAAACCACUCUAAAUCAAGAGAUGCGGAAUCAGAUGCAGGUGGUGUAAAAAGUGAAGGGAAAAAUGAAGAUGAUCUAACAAGUGAGAGUAAGCCCUCAAGUGAGCAUGAUAAAGAUGAAACAAACUCCCCUGAUCGCAGAAGACAUGAUAGGGAUAGAGACCGGGACCAGGAUACUACGAAGAGGGAAAAGGAAAGAGAACUUGAAAGGUAUGAGAGAAUGCGUGAGCAGGAGCGGGCUAAGAGAGAAAAAGAAAGAGAGUACAAAAUUUGGGAUGAUGAGCGUAAGUUCAAGACACGGGAAAAGCAAUGGGAGUCUAGAGAAAGGGAGAAAGAGCAUUGGAGAAAAAGAGAGCGGGAAAGGGAGCAGGAUAGGGCAUAUGAACGCAAGUUGGAAGUAAUGGAACAAGAGCAUGAUGGUGAGGAUGGUUACAAAAGGAGGAGACACAGAAGUAGUGAUGAGGAUAGAGAAAGGAGACAGAGAGAAAAAGAAGAUGACUUGGCAGACAGGCUUAGAGAAGAAGAAGAGAUUGCUGAGGCUAAACGUAGGGAUGAAGAACAACAGCUAAAGAAAGAGCAAGAGGAGGCUUCAAGAAUUCUAACUGGUCAUGUAGUUAAUGGACAUGAAACGGCCGUUUCACCUGUGAAAAGCAAUCAUGAGGAUAUGAGUGAUGUGGUCUCUUCGGAUCCAAAUGUGACUAAUGGCGAUGCAUUUGCACACAAUGUCACUGGUGAUGAAUCAGGUGCUCCCGCAUCAGAUAUGGUGCAGCAAAGUGGCACUGCACCUGCUAAAAAGUUGGGAUUCGGCCUACAAGGAUCGGGAAAAAGAGCUGCUGUUCCUUCAGUAUUUAAUGAGGAUGAGGAUGAAGAUGCACGAAAAGACAAGAAAAUGAGGCCACUUGUGCCAAUUGAUUACUCAACUGAAGAACAAGCGCAGCAUCCUUCCCUUUCUGACGCACCUUUGAACUCAGCAGCAGAAGUAGCAAAGCGUAUUUCUAAUGUUAAAGAGGGGAGGCCGGAUGCAGAAAAGGAUAGAAGCAGAAGGUCACAUGAAAAACAUAGCCAUCGGGGGGAACAUGAAAGGCAUGAUGAAGAAAGCCGACGAGAAAAUGCUGAUCAUAGAUCUGAUAAAGUGCGGAAUCCAGAUAAUCAGAAGCUUUUAGAUGCCAAGGAAUUGAUUGACAUGAUCCCGAAGACUAAAAAUGAGUUGUUUUCAUAUGAGAUAAAUUGGGCAAUCUAUGACAAGAAUGCACUCCAUAUAAAGAUGAGACCAUGGAUCAACAGGAAGAUUACCGAAUUCCUGGCGGAGGAGGAACCCGAACUGGUAGACUACAUCGUCUCCAGCCUUCAAGAGCACGUGAAGGCAACUGAGAUGCUGGAGAGACUGCAAAUAUUGGAUGAAGAAGCUGAAAUGUUUGUUUUGAAGAUGUGGAGGAUGCUCAUCUACGAAAUCAAGAGAGUUGAAACUGGUUUGGCUUCGAGGUCUAAGUCCUAAUUUUAAUUUCCUUUCUUUCUUUUAUAUAUGUCAUGGAGGCAUGCAAUUGCACUGCUAUUAUUCUUUUUCCAUCCAUCUACCUCCCAUUAUGCCUGUUCUUCAAAAUUAUCAAUCAUUAGAGACCUGAAUUUUGAAAGAAAAAAACGCACACAAACGCUAAUACUUGUUCAUUUUUAAAUGCAUGCUCUAUUUUUUCUAACAGUUCAAUAUACCCGUUUCCUUUGUCAUCAAGUUAACCCAAAAAGCGUAUGUGGGAUGGUCUGUG
Messenger RNA from Cuscuta campestris, 4252 nucleotides. Lineage: Eukaryota; Viridiplantae; Streptophyta; Magnoliopsida; Solanales; Convolvulaceae. The record is from the annotation of a GenBank genome assembly.